Molecule: messenger RNA, 989 nt
Organism: Dicrocoelium dendriticum
Lineage: Eukaryota; Metazoa; Platyhelminthes; Trematoda; Plagiorchiida; Dicrocoeliidae
Source: the annotation of a GenBank genome assembly
AUGGAUUUGCGCAAUCUCGUGUUUCGUGUUCAGUUACUUUAUAAACAACAGAACUCGUCGCAAAUUUUCCACGGAGGUAUCACCUCAAUGGUUGCUGGAGUAGCGGCAUUUUGCAACAACGUGAUAACUGAAAGUUACAAAUGCGUGAUAACCUCUGGAAAGGAGUGGCGUACCACUUUGAGGCCCAAUACAACGCACGUCAAACUCCAUUUAGAUAGGUUUCCGAGUCAUACACUUUUGGCUGUAGUCAUCGAGAAUUCGGGUUAUGUGAAUUAUGGGUAUAGAAUGCAGAACAAUGUAAAGGGCCUCUUUGGUGACGUUAAUUUUAACGGCGUAUUAUGGAGCCAAGUCGUCAUGGGGUCCAUCAAACAACCAUUAAAUAUAUCAAAGGGUUGUAAACGUUCAAAGGCAGCAUCUUCCCAGUGGCCGAUUCAGGGUGCAAUUUUCACGGGAAACUUUACCAUCAAAGCGAUCGAAGACGUGCACGAUACGUUUGUCCAACUGGAUAGCUUCAACCGAGGUCUUGUGGCCAUCAAUGACAAUCUUGUCGGGCGGUUUGAUCAGUUACUUGGUCCGCAGCAAAGACUAUACAUCCCAAGAGACUUUCUUCAAGCCGGAAUCAACCGCGUCGUGGUAGGAGAAUUCCGUAAUAUCACGGAGAAAUCCCCCAAGGUGACAUUCCACACUGACCAAAAGUGGUUAAGCUGAUUUCGAGAUUUUGGCAAACGGUGUGAUCAUUCUUGCCGCAAACGAAUCUUUUUUGGGAUUUGCAUGAUUUCUAAGACCAACAAUAUGCAAACCAACUGUACACUUUUAGUGAAAUUCCUAUUUAGUAAAAUCGACAUAUUAUUGGCUAUCAAAUGAAAUUCUGUACCUUCUGUCAGUUAGCCUUAUUGUGACUGUACAUUUUCUUCACAAUAAAGGGAUUUCCAAACACCAUGCAAUCAUCUUGAAUAAACUUAUUAAUUUCUGUCAAUUAGGGAAGUUGU